Messenger RNA from Doryrhamphus excisus (bluestripe pipefish), 1054 nucleotides. Lineage: Eukaryota; Metazoa; Chordata; Actinopteri; Syngnathiformes; Syngnathidae. The record is from RefSeq and is a predicted model, not a curated record.
GAAAUGUGUCUAUUAAAAAGAACCUGUUAUGCUUUUUUCAACUUUUCUGACCUAUAAAUGUGGUUAGAAUUAUGAAUUAAAAACUUAACUUACCCUAACCCUCAUUUAAGGUAAAUGCAGUGCAGGACUGUGGGUGUGACCAUCAUUUUGUUUGUUUCUUUCGACUUUUUCCAUAUGGAGUCACCGCAGCGGAUCUUUUUGAUACCGAUUUUUGGCUUGAGCCCUUUAUAUUCCGGAUGCCUUUCCUGACGAAUACUUAUGAUGCUUAACAUAUCUUAAAAACAACAUUACAAAUACAAAAGACUACGUAGUAGUUGUAAUUUUCCUCUGCUAAAUUUUUUGGCGGUUGUCAACACUGUGAUUGACAGGGGAUUAGCCAGUGAGGUGAUGCUUUUGCAUUGAAAGGGCCAGGGAGGCAGACAUUUCCUUUUCCGGCACCUCUGCCAACUGCCGCUAGCUUGUCGCUGAUGGUGCACUCUGUCCUGGAGCAGCAUCCACUCUCCCGGUCGUCCCUUCUUCUCUCGCCUCUUCCGAGUGUGUCGACGCUCGGCUCCGCGGUGAGUUCAUCCGCCUCCAGGCAACAUUGUACCCCGAAUCAACACGACAGUUUGGGAGGAUGAACCCUCAGUGUGCCCGCUGCGGGAAGAUCGUGUAUCCCACGGAGAAAGUGAGCUGCUUGGAUAAGAACUGGCACAAAGGAUGCUUCCACUGCGAGGUUUGCAAGAUGACCCUGAACAUGAAGAACUACAAAGGUUACGACAAGAAGCCGUACUGCAACGCGCAUUACCCCAAAACGUCCUUCACCACUGUGACUGACACACCGGAGAACCUGAGACUGAGGCAGCAGAGCGAGCUGCAGAGCCAGGUGAAGUACAAGAAGGACUUUGAGGAGAGCAAAGGUCGGGGGUUCAGCAUCGUGUCCGACACCCCGGAGAUGCAGCGGCUUAGACGCACGCAGGAGCAGAUCAGUAACGUAUGGACAUGCACACACACACACACACACACACACGCACACACACUGUUUGUGUACACAUGUGUCAAAAUGGAUGAGUGA